CACAGACUCUCUUCAUUUCUCAUCUGGAUUUUAAAAAGAAACAGAAGUUAAUAAAGAAUGAAGACAAACACUUUUAAGAAGAUCUUUGGAGAUAUUUGUUUCUGAGUAGGCAGCAGUACUUUGUUAUAGCUUAUUUACCAUUAUGUAAGGUUCAGAUUGCUGGAGCUCAAACAGGGGAAAUGGCUUCACUAAAUGUUUCGGCAGAAGAUCUUUCUUGUCCCGUGUGCUGUGAAAUCUUCAAGAAUCCUGUAGUUUUAUCAUGCAGUCAUAGUUUCUGUAAAGAGUGUCUUCAACAGUUCUGGAGAACCAAGAAAACUCAGGAGUGUCCUGUUUGCCGGAGUUCUUCAAGAGAUGACCCUCCGAAUAAUCUUAUAUUAAAAAACCUGUGUGAGUUGUUCCUAAAGGACAGAAAUGAGAAAUGUUCAUCAGCAUCAGAGAAGAUCUGCAGUUUACACAGUGAGAAGCUCAAACUCUUCUGUCUGAGAAGCUGUCUGGAGGACAAACAGCCUGUGUGUUUAGUGUGCAGAGACUCCAAACAACACGACAAUCACAAAUUCAGACCCAUCAGUGAAGUGGUUUCUUCCUCCAAGGAGGAGCUCAAUACAGCACUGAAGUCUUUACAAUACAAACUUAAACACAUGGAGCAAGUUAAAGACGAGUUUGAGAAAACCCUUCAACACAUUAAGAAUCAAGCCGAUCACACAGAGCGUCAGGUUAAAAACGACUUUGAGAGGCUUCAUCAGUUUCUCAGAGAUGAAGAAGAAGCUACAAUCACUGCGCUGAGGGAGGAAGAGGAGCAGAAGAAGCAGAUGAUGAAGGAGAAGCUGGAGGAGAUGAACACACACAUCUCAGCUCUUUCACACACAAUCAAAGACACGGAGGAGAUGCUGAAAGCCAAUGACGUCUGCUUUCUAAAGGAGUUUCCAGUCUCGAUGGAAAGAGUCCAGAUCUCACAGCCGGAUCCACAGACGCCUUCUGGAGCUUUGAUUCAUGUGUCUCGCUACUUGGGGAACCUGCCGUUCAGAGUCUGGAAGAAGAUGCAGGACAUCGUCCACUACACUCCUGUGAUUCUGGAUCCAAACACUGCAAAUCCACGCCUGGUCCUUUCUGAUGAUCUGACCACUGUGAGGUUCACCGGGAAAGAUCAGCCUGUUCCUGAUAAUCCAGAGAGAUUUGACUAUUAUGAGUGUGUUCUGGGUUCAGAGGGUUUUACCUCAGGAAAACACUGCUGGGAUGUGGAGGUCAAAGAGAGUCGAUGCUGGAGUCUUGGAGUAACUACAGCGUCAAACCAGAGGAGGGGAUGGGUUUUCUUUAGGACCGGUGUCUGGGGUGUGCAGUAUGGUUGUACUGUAAGGUCUGAUUUUCAUGUUAAUCAGGAUCUCGAGCGUGUGAGAGUUGAUCUGGACUGUGACAGAGGAACAGUGUCUUUCUCUGAUCCUGUAACAAACACACAUCUACACACAUUCACAACCACCUUCACUGAGUCUGUCUUUCCUUUUUUCUAUAGUUUGAUGUCCUCUCUGAGGAUCUUACCGUUCAGUCGGUGAAAGCUAGACCUGUAGGUCUGCAUCUUCUUUCAUAGACAGAUUAACUUAAAAAUGACUGACAAAACUGGUUUCUGUGACUUUGGU
Messenger RNA from Danio rerio (zebrafish), 1631 nucleotides. The record is from RefSeq. NCBI's taxonomy places the organism in Eukaryota, Metazoa, Chordata, Actinopteri, Cypriniformes, Danionidae.